UAAUCCUGGUUGUCAGCGAUACUAUAUUAGUCGUCUCACGACGCUGUGAUCAAACAAUACUCAUAUAAUUAAAAUACAUCCAUUAAUCUCGAAUAGCUCAGGUAUACCAUGAAGGCGAUUCUAUUUUGCGCAAUCGUAGUUUUUGCCUGGGCGAGUGGUGAAGAAGAAAAGCAGAUUUGUUCGCCGGGAGCCUGGUUUAAAGUAGAGUGUAAGAACUGCAGUUGUUCCGAGGAUGGGACAGUAUUAGCUUGCAGCGAAAGCCAGUGUCUUGCGGGAAAACCAGCUCAGGGAUUGAACCUUUCCGAUAUCUUUGAUCCCCCAAACUCAUCCUUGCCCCAGCAGUACGGAGAACAUCAAAUUUGUCAACCGGGCACAACGAGGAAAUGGGAAUGCAAUAACUGUCGUUGUAGUUCGGACGGAACUGCGGAAGCUUGUACCAGAAGAUUGUGUCCUAAAGUGCCACGACAUAAACGCGAUGUUCCUUUGCGAUGCGUGCCAAAUUCGACCUUCAUGGAUGAUUGUAAUCGCUGUAUUUGUUCAUCCGAUGGCCGUUUAGCUGGAUGUACCUUGAUGCUCUGCCCCCAAAAAAAUCGAGUAGUUCGAAAACGAGCAAGUUCGGUCGCCGAUCUGGAACCAUAUUCGAUUAAUUGUAAGAUGAAGGGCAUUGUUUUGUUAGGAGUUUUAGCUUUCGUGUACGUCGCUUCUGUUCACGGGGGUGAAAGGGAGUGUGUGGCAAACGCUGUGUUCUACGAAGAUUGCAACUGGUGUUACUGUACUCCUGAAGGGAAGAAGUCUUGCACGCGGAGGGUGUGUUCAACAAUACCUGAUGAAUUCAAGGGCCGCACACGAGAUUUGGAGGAUAAUCUUUCCAAGUACGACGACUGUGAACCAAAGACUACCACUGUCCGUGGAUGUAACAAGUGUUUCUGUACGUAUGGCAGGAAGUGGGCUUGUACACGAAAACUAUGCGAACCUACUGCACUACUUGGGGCUGAACCUGUUCCAGAUGCUCCUGCACCAGAAUGCAUUCCUAAAUCCCGAUCUUACGAUGGCUGUAAUACCUGUUUCUGUUCUGAAUCUGGAAAAUGGGGAUGCACGCAAAAACUUUGCACUACCCAAAAGAUAUCCCUAGACGAUAUCUACGUAGAAUGUGCCCCUAAUACCAAAUACAUCGAAAAUUUUUACUCGUGCACUUGCGAUCAGUACGGUGAAGAGAACAGCGUCCCAAUAUCCGAUUGCUCUGACGAGGAUUCAGAUUCCUCGGAAGAAAGAUUAAUGAAAAUGAAGACCAUCUUGCUGUUGACAUCAUUGAUGCUAUUCACCGCCCUAUCAGUCGAAAGCAGAGGUCACUCCAGAGACUGUGAUCAAAUCUGCAAACCCAACGAUGUAUUCUUCGAGGAUUGUAACCGAUGCGUGUGCAGCGCAGACGGUAAAAGUAAAAGUUGUACGGAAAAAUUUUGCGGGGAUGUUUACACUGAUGACGAAGGUGAACGAAUUUCCAAAGAACCUCCGUACUGGAACUGCUACCCAGGAAGUACCUACAUGGUAGACUGCAACCGCUGCAAGUGCGCUGACGAUGGAUCUGGUCCGGUAGGCUGUACUAAAAUGGCUUGCUUAGGUGAUCGCUAAAUGCAUUUGAAUUGGCAGAAAAUUUAGUUAAAUUUCCGCUAUGUCGCCAAAUAAAAGCCUACGUAAACGAUGAA
Molecule: messenger RNA, 1703 nt
Organism: Athalia rosae (coleseed sawfly)
Lineage: Eukaryota; Metazoa; Arthropoda; Insecta; Hymenoptera; Athaliidae
Product: kielin/chordin-like protein
Exons: 11
Coding region: 109-1629 (506 amino acids)
Molecular function (GO): peptidase inhibitor activity
Source: RefSeq, a predicted model, not a curated record